Zymoseptoria tritici IPO323 is the source of this 1950-nucleotide messenger RNA. RefSeq lists its product as uncharacterized. The transcript has a single exon. The record is from RefSeq and is a predicted model, not a curated record. Bases 445 to 1950 code for a protein of 501 amino acids. Lineage: Eukaryota; Fungi; Ascomycota; Dothideomycetes; Mycosphaerellales; Mycosphaerellaceae.
CAGAGCCAGAGUUCCCGCUGUCUGCUCUGCGCCAUUUUCCGUCUCUAUUCUCUCAACCUCGAACGACACUUCAACACCUGGAUCUGAAUUAUUGUCGACAUUGUUACCUCAUCGCCAAGGUGGCUCGGACGUUGUGAAUCUCCGUGUUCCAUCUCACCUGCUCCACCUCGAAAGCUUGUACUUCAGUAUCGAACAAGGAUUACAACGGCCGGCUUCCGAACGGCGUGGACUUGGGGCCGUUGUCGACUGCGAGACAUCUUCCAACCACUUCGCGUGUCACCUAUACCUCUCUACCUGACCCACGACGACAUGCUCGACUUAAUCUUCUCGGUCACUGGACGCUCGAGUUAACAUCAUCAACGUAUGGUGCAGGCUGGACCUCGACCGACGGUACACCCCCCCACCGAUUAACCAAAGUGAGCCGGCUUAUCUCACCUCCAAAAGAUGGCGUCCUUCCUCAAUAAGGACCGCAGCGCUGGCCGCAGCAGCAAUACGAUGACCACCAACAGCUACGAUCCAAUGCGAGCGAAACUCACGCUGUCCACCCGCAGCCUCAGAUCAACAUCGAGUCUGCCUCUAGCAGACGGAUACACUGGUGAAGAGACAUCCCCACAAGAGACGCGUCGGUCGAACGCACGGAGGGAUACGAUGAUGUCUCACACGUCGAAUAAUUCGCUCAACAAGACCUCACACGCAAAACUCCACAAGCGAGGGAGCUCGAAUGGAUCCUCGUCACCUUACACCAGCACGUUUCCAACACCAUACGCUACGUAUGAGGAGCCAAUGAACGAUACCUCAAAGAGCACUCGAUCGACCGCGGCAACGAAGAUCAAACCAUACCUCAAAAAGUCAUCGUCUACAAAGGAAGAUCAAGGAAUAAUCGAUUUGUCGAAGAGCGCGGCUGAGAAUGAGAGACUUGCUGGACUGGGCAUACAACAAGACCUCUCGACGAAGCUGGCGUCUGAAGUCACCUUUGUGCACAACCGGAGGCAGAAGCAUGGACGGAAUACAAGCAAUGGCUCGCAGGGAUCGAAUGGAUCGGGAACAUAUCGACCUGGUCAGACGUUCACACAUCCCAUGGCCAAGGUGCCGCAACCAUAUACACCGCCUACCGGGCCAUCGUAUCCCUCGUCGUUGGACAAUGAGGAAGCGAAUGAAAGUGACGAUGUCGUAGAGGACGAGUUCCGGGUGGGCAAUGCCGCAUUCCGCAAUCGCAGAAGCAUGUCCAUAAACUCGACAGGAUACGCGAACCCGACUCCGCUCUCGCAAACGUACACCGCCAGCAGCAUGAUGAUGGCACCCAAGCACAGCCAAUCCCACACCGACUUGUCGAUGAUGUCCAGUCAGUCGGAUAAAUCGAAGACGCUCCGGAAUACAGACUUUGCCGACCCGUCUCCUCCCUCCCGCACGAGCUUCGACGUCGCCCGCAGCUUUGUCUCCCGUCGCUCCGAUGCAGAACCGCCAUCGCGCGAUGAGCUGAUUCGCGCCGCACGGAAGAAGUUUGAAGAAAAGGAAGCAUCAAAGACGCAAAAGGACGAGAAACGUCGAGAGCGACAACGGCGGAAGUCGAUGACCGAGUCAAAGCCGCGGGUGGAUGGAAAGAAGGAUGCCGAGCAAUCAUCGUCGGGUGGCUCAUCAAAGCAGGAAAAGAAACAGAAAUCUAGAAGGAAGUCAAACGCCAAAGCGGGCGCCUCUCGCGAGGACGAGGACAGGAAUGACGAAAGGCUCCACGCCAAAAGUUACGAAGACUACAGACCGGCGAACGCGGCUUCACUGCCAAUCUAUGGAGAUGCGCCGGGUGAGUCGGAGAAGAAAGGAUACAUUUUAGAUGAAAAGGAGAAGAAGAAGAAACCGACGAAGAGUACGAAGACGCCCACAGCGGACCACAAUUGGCUGCGAUUCUCGACGUGGGUUCAGACGAGGAUGUUGAGUUGUGGAAAUCGGAAUUGA